AUUUUACCUUCUUCUCCUUUCUGAUCUUCCCAUUUCAAUUGCCUUUGUUGUCCCCAAACUUAUUGGUUAACUCCAAAAGCUUUAUAAGCACCAGAAGACAAGCCUUUCCAUUGUCUCAAGUCCUCAUCAACCACACCUCAAAACAAAACUCAAUUAAACUAUAUUAAUUGUCUUCAGUGUCUGUACUUUGUUGUAGUAUUAGUUAGUAGCCAUGGCUUUUGUGGUGAGGGUUUUGGCUGUUUUAAUCCUUGUCUUGAAGCUUUCUAUGGCUGCAGUUUACAAGGUUGGAGACUCUUCUGGCUGGACCACCAUUGGUAAUGUCGAUUACAAACUAUGGUCUGCUACUAAGAACUUCCAAGUUGGUGAUAUUAUAAAAUUCGAAUACAAUGCUCAAUUUCACAACGUAAUGAGAGUAACACAUGCAAUGUACAAGACAUGUAAUGCGUCACUACCUUUGGAAACGUACACCACAGGAAAUGACAGCAUCACCAUCACCACUCGAGGCCACCAUUUCUACAUGUGUGGUGUUCCGGGCCACUGUCAAGGCGGCCAGAAGGUUGACAUCAAUGUUCCUCGAACACCCUCUGCCGACGUUGCUCCCACUCCUUUGGUUUCGGUCUCGCCUCCCGCUCCAGCCGUCAAGGCACCUGCUCCGGCUUCCAAUGUGGCUAAUUCUAAGAAGAGUCAUUCUGUUUUGCUUGGUUUGGCUGGUGCUGUGCUUUUUGUAGUCUUUGGCUCAUCUAUGAUUCUUGCUUAAUUUUACCAUUAUUUUUUUUUUAAUGUUUUUUGGCUAAAGAGUUUGUUCUCAAUUGUACUUAUUGUACAAUAUUUUAAAUAAGUUUCUUUAAUAAUAGUGGUAACACAAUCUUGAAUCUUUGAUCUCAAAA
This is a messenger RNA of Cannabis sativa, 887 nucleotides long. Its product is annotated as mavicyanin. The transcript has 2 exons. Gene Ontology annotation, cellular component: plasma membrane. NCBI's taxonomy places the organism in Eukaryota, Viridiplantae, Streptophyta, Magnoliopsida, Rosales, Cannabaceae. The record is from RefSeq and is a predicted model, not a curated record. Bases 212 to 757 code for a protein of 181 amino acids. Gene Ontology annotation, molecular function: electron transfer activity.